Molecule: messenger RNA, 3684 nt
Organism: Nasonia vitripennis (jewel wasp)
Lineage: Eukaryota; Metazoa; Arthropoda; Insecta; Hymenoptera; Pteromalidae
Product: trypsin-1-like
Exons: 9
Coding region: 2083-3588 (501 amino acids)
Biological process (GO): proteolysis
Molecular function (GO): serine-type endopeptidase activity
Source: RefSeq, a predicted model, not a curated record
AAAAUAGCCUUCAGAGGCGAGGAUAAUCUCUGGUAUUACGGCGAAGUUAAUUAUUGAGAUAAAGUGUACUGCGUUUGAAAAUAACAUGUAGUAUGUAACUUAUUGUUUCUAAGCAAUAUGUAAUGUCAAAGCGGAUCAGCUGCUGCCGCUGAGAUAUGCACAGAUCCACUUGUACUCAGAGACCUGUGCAAAUGGUAAUGAAAUAUCACUUUAAAACGCGCGCGAUCGAUAACGAGCGGCACAUUAUAUAAUAUAUAUUAUACACACGCUCUUCACAAACAGACGACCGCGACCGGCUCAGAUAAGCCGCGCCCGUGUCAUGUUUACCCAGAAAAAUAAAUCGUUGUUCGUCUACAAUGUAAUACGACGUAGAAAUCAGUUAUCGAUCGCGAGCUCGGCAAGAUGUAUCGGCUGUUGCUACUUGUCGCCCUCGUCGGCUGUUCUCAUGCCCUGUACGGUGGCCAGGAGAUCGAGAUCGAGUUGGCUCCGCACCAGGUGAGCAUAUGGGAACGGCUGCAUCCGAAAUGCGGCGGUAGCAUCGUCAACGAGGAAUGAGUGCUGAGUCUCAGCAGCUGCGACGAUGCUUUCAUCGAGAACUUCAAGGUCGUCGCCGGUUCCAAGUACACCGACGCUCGCGGCGAAUCCGAGCACGAAGUCGUCGAGACCGUGCAUCAUGCUUUCGGCUCCGGAGGAAAGGUCGACCCGUCCCGAGAACUGGUCCUCCUGCGCGUCAGUCCACCCAUAAGCUUCGACGCUAAGCGACAACCUGUCAAACUCGUCGACGCCGACUACCUGCUCGUGCCUGGCCAGAAGCUGAGCUUCAGCGGCUAUGGUUACACCGACGGUUUCGUCAAAUCGCCGACACUUCGUUCCGGCAGCGGAAACUCGAUUCUGCUUGAGGAUUGCGUGAAAGCUUACGAAGGUCGUUUCGGAAGUCUGUAUCCCGGACUGGCUUGCAGCGACGGCAACGCUACCGGUACCAGUGCUUGCAUCGGAGACUCCGGUACCCCAGUGCUUCUGGAGGAUGGAAGACUCGUAGCUGUGUCCACGACGAGGUACUCGUGUGGAAAGCCCUCGAAGGAACCCGAUGUUCUGGCACUGGUCGCCAAGGUCAGAUCCUGGAUCAAGAUUGUCACGAAUGUCUGAUGGUUAUUCAUCUAUUUUUUAUUCAUUUUUCGCUACCUUCUACAAUAAAGAGAAUUUUACAUCCUAUCUACCUCUGCACUUACUUUUCCCGUGUACCUGCGCUCACCAAAGCGAAAUAUCAUCCGCUUUUUGCCGGGCUAAAAAGGGGAACAAACAGACGAUGUACACCGGAGAGGAAAAAAAGAAAAAGCUCGCACAAAAGAGGAAUCCUCCGACAAAUCUAACGCAGAACACAGUCCGGACGAGCACAUUGCACACUGUCUUAUACCAGUCGAGGGACGGCAAACUUCGCCCCGUAAGCCACUGUAAUUUACAGGAAACUAACUCUCUCGAGUUGCUGCAGAAGAGAGAGAGAGAGAGAGAGAGAGAGAGAGAGAGAGAGAGAAAGAGAGAGAAAGAGAAAUUGCCUCGAGCAUUUCUCUCGUUGUUCCUUUCUCUCGGUCAGCUGUAGCUGGGCUACAUAUAGCUAUUUGCUUCCUCGCCGUGUAAGAUAGGAGCAUCUUUCUCACUUCCAUUUCGGAGCUGGUCGACGCUGCCUUUGAAUUUAUCGUGCCUUUAAUUUUGAUGAGUGAUCAUUGCAGCAAGUCGUUUUUGAGCUGUAUGCUCGAGGAAAUGUUGCCAUUUUUCGCUUGCUCGACACGUAGAUUCGACGAAUCAUGCUCUGAUAGCACCGCCCAAAAUAGCUCCAUUCUCCCAGCCGAAAGUUCGAGUAAACAACGAGGGGAAAGCACACAUUGUGGGUAUAUAUAUCGUAAAUUAUGCCAGAUUUGAGCAGACCACUGAGAUAACUCAAGUGCUUAAUUAUCAUGACAAUUAGUAACGUUUCUACGAGCAUAGAUAGCGGGGAAGGGGCUGGUCGAUCGAGAAGACACUGCACAGGAGUAUUAUUGAAGAAACAGACGGCAGUUCGUUCACACAGCGCGGAUAGCUAGCAGCAUGUUGAAACUUGUCACACUUAUCGCCUGCGUCGGCCUCGCCCGAGCAAUGCCCACCCGAAUAUCCGGUGGUUCCUCCGCCGACGUCCGCAACCAUCCGUACCAGGUCAGCGUCAACGCUUACGGCAAGUACCGGUGCAGUGGUGCGAUAAUCAGCCGUGACUGGGUCCUCACAACGGUCCAUUGCGCGAGCAUUCCACGUGAGAGCUGGCACGUCGCAACUUCAGAACGGCGGCACCGUCCACUCGAUCGGCAAGGUCAUCGAUCACGAUUACUACACCUCGCAACUGGCCAGGUUCAACGACGUGGCGCUCCGAUCGAGUUGAUCGAUGCCAAGGUCUCGAUUACCGAGGGCUCUACCGGUGUCAUCAGCGGUUGGGGUACUAAGUUCGAUGGCCCGGAGCUUCCUCGGCUGGAAGCUGUAACCACGGACAUAAUGUCUCUGUCCGACUGCGUGGACGUCUUCCAUACACGCUUCGGUCGACUACAGCCGGGUAUUAUCUGUGCUAAGAACGAGAAGAAGCCGAGCGGAGCCGCUGCUUGUUCCGAGAUCUGGACUGCAGAUGACUCGGGCGCACCUCUUGUCGUUGAUGGAAAACUAGCAGGUGUCUUCUCAUGGGGAUACAAGUGCCAGCAACCUGGAUUCCCGUCGGUAUUUAUGAAGGUCGCUUACUACCGCAACUGGAUCAGGCGGAACUCUGGUCUUGCACAACAAUCGUCGAUGAUGUUUCGCCUAGCUGUGCUCGCUUGUGUCCUCUGCGCCGUGAGCGCCAAGUUGAUAACGCCGGAGGACAGUUCGACGGGUCGCAUAAUCCACGGCGAGACGAUCACGAUCGAGACGGCACCGCACCAGGUGAGCAUCAUCCGCACGGCGACAGACAGACACACCUGUGGUGGCAGCAUCAUCUCCCGACACUACGUUCUAACCGCUGGUCAUUGCGCUGGUGGCGCCGCCAAGGACUACAAAGUUCGCUCUGGAUCGAGUUUCUGGUCGCGAGGAGGCAGCGUUCACCGGGUAGUCGAGGUGAUCAGACACGAGGAUUACCACUCGACUGAGACUGGUAGCCCGGUUCACGACGUGGCACUCAUGAGGGUGGCAGAACCUUUUGACGUUGAUGGAGAGACUAGGAAGUUCACGGUGCUGUUCAAGAGCCGCGAGGCGUCUAAGGCUGGAAGAGCUGCCGUGGUAACCGGAUGGGGUAAAACCGAGAACGGCACCCUAACUGAUCAGUUACAGUCGCUGGCCAUCACGAUCGUGUCCAGAGGGCGUUGCGAAAAGGCUUACGAGGAACUGGGCGGUGUACCCGAGGGUCAGAUCUGUGCGGCUCACCCAACUGGUCUGAAGGACAUGUGCAACGGCGACUCUGGUGGUCCACUUCUCGUUGGUGGACGUCAAGCCGGUAUCGUCUCCUGGAGUGGACCCGGAUGUGCUUUGCCACAAUAUCCAGGUGUGUACACCGAAGUCGCAGCUUACCGGCAGUGGAUCGAUGAACACGUACAGGAAUGAAGUAAAAGGAAUUUUUACAAGGAUGGACUAUUCUUCAUAUUGUGCUGCCUCUAUUUAUACUAUUACGUAGUUACAUAAUAAAUUUUUUUUACAAGA